This is a messenger RNA of Papaver somniferum (opium poppy), 1650 nucleotides long. RefSeq names its product mitogen-activated protein kinase kinase kinase NPK1-like. The transcript has a single exon. Gene Ontology annotation, biological process: protein phosphorylation. The coding region runs from base 441 to 1511 and encodes 356 amino acids. Gene Ontology annotation, molecular function: protein kinase activity; ATP binding. The record is from RefSeq and is a predicted model, not a curated record. NCBI's taxonomy places the organism in Eukaryota, Viridiplantae, Streptophyta, Magnoliopsida, Ranunculales, Papaveraceae.
ACAACUUGAAACAAAAAAAAACUAGAGAAAACAUUUAGGCAGGAGAAUCAAACUCUGCCGAUUGAGUGAGAAAAACACAAGAAAUUUUGACUUCGAGCGGUUUUCCAUUAGCUGAUGGGAAACCGCUCUUUCUUUGGUAUUGUUACUUUGUUUCUCAACCAAAGUCCUUGCAUGUAUCUUCGUUUGACAAGAAGAAAACAAUCCAAAGGAUUCUUUGGUUCGUAAGUUGUUGCUUUGAUCAUUUUAUCAGAAAUUGAUUUCGAUAGGUAUUUUCGCUUUCAUUGUAUUUAGUAAUUAGCAAUCAAAUUCUGAUCUACACUGCAAAAAGUUGGUCAAGAUUUUGUAUAUGCAUUUGGAAGGAUUUUGAUAUUCCAAAUCUUAGAUUAGUUUUCUUUCACACACUCUUUAUCAGAUUCUCUGUUUUAUUUUGAAUCAGAAAUAUGGUGAGAAAUUGUAUGAUAUCUUCUGGUAACCCAUUAUGGGUGAAGGGUAACCCAGUAGGGGCUGGUUCUUUUGGUGUUGUCCAUUUGGCCAUGAACAAGUUCACCGGCGAACUAUUUGCUGUGAAAACUGCUUAUUCAGGGCCAGGGAUACGAUCUCUAGAGAAUGAAGCAGAGAUUCUCGAAAGCCUUGAUUCACCUUACAUUAUUCCAUGCCUAGGGAAGGACUUCACGUAUGAACCAAAUGGUGAACGAAGACUUAAAAUAUUCCUGGAAUACCAGGCUGGAGGAAGUUUAUCUGAUGUUUUAAACAACUUCGGUGGUUGUCUUGAUGAGUCUGUGAUCCGUAGUUACACCAGAGAGAUUCUUUUAGGUCUCGAUUAUCUCCACAAGAACAACAUCGUUCAUGGUGAUAUUAAAUGUAAGAAUCUGCUCUUGGGUACGUCAGGUCACAUAAAAUUGGCAGACUUUGGAUGUUCCAGGAGAAUGAACUCAACAAAGAUGACCGAUGCUGAUUCAAAGUUAUGUUGGCAGUCAAUUGUUGGGACUCCAUUGUGGACAGCACCUGAAGUUUUGAGAAACGAAGGGCUAUGUUUUGCUUCUGAUAUUUGGUCAUUGGGUUGCACCAUUAUUGAGAUGGCUACAGGUAAGGCUCCAUGGUCUGGCAAUAAGAUCUCAAAUCCGAUGAGUGCAGUACUCAGGAUCGCUUCUGGCAAAGAACUACCACAGUUUCCAACAAAAUUUUCUAGGGAAGGAUUAGAUUUCUUGGCUAAAUGCCUGGAGAGGGAUCCUAAAUCAAGGUUAACUACUGGAGAGUUGCUUGAUCAUCCUUUCGUUUCUAGGAGUUUUAGGAAAGAAUGUGCUUUUUCCCCAGAUAGCAUUUUAGAAUUUGGAAUGUAUGAAUCAGACUACGAUUCAGAUGAGGCAGAAAAAGCGUUUCAACAAGAGACUCGAAGCAGGCUUCCAUUCUUAAAAAGACAGCACAGCCGAAGAGAGAGAGCUUCGGAGUGGCCGUACAAGGAGAAUGAUUUUGCUUCAUCAGAUGAUUGGAUUACUGUAAGAUCGGGUUAAUGACUUCUUCAGUUGCAUAGAAGAUUAGGACAACUUAGAUAGGCAGAGAUGAUUUUGAUUGUACAUUGUAAAUUUGGGUAGAACCAUAGUAGUAGGUCUUUUCAUUCGUAAUUCAUUUAUUUUCUUUAAUUUUCGUCUA